AUAGAAAAUGAUAAGAGUGAGGAUAAUAUGUUAACUUGGACUCAGGAUUUUCAUUGAUGGAAACACUUUCAUCAGUAUAGUCAAUGUUUCUAUGGCAGCACUCAUACAUUAAGGACAGCUGAAUAUUGUAAUCAUUUUCAAUGGGUAAUGGCUCAGAUUUAAAUGAAAAUUUAUAGGAAAGAGGAGAGAGAGACAUAUAGUUGAAGGAGGCAAGAAGUAUCUUUUUUAAAUAAGUAUUGUCAUUAUUGAAAGUUUGGGGCUUUUUAUGGAUUUUGAAGCAAAGUAUUUUGAUAAAAGAAUAAAACUUAGAAGAUUGUAUUUAGUUUUCUCUACACGGCUUUUUAUAUUGUUGUAUUUUGUUAUUAUAUUCCAUGGACUUGUAGUGCAAUGUAAAAAUGUGAAAAGACUUGGAACUUAAUGGAACAGCUGGAAUAUCGUCAAAUAAUUUCUCACGUUAAGCAACUCCAGGAAGAUAUAUAUACCAUGAAAACAUGGUCUAGCAGCUUAAUUCAAAAAAAAGAAGAGCUGCAGAAGAAUUUAACAGCCCUUUUUCAUGCAGUUGCAAGUAUUGAAGAGAAUACAGCUUCUGUAGCAAAAAAUAUAACUUUGAAGAUAGCGACAGUAAAAACUGACGUAAGGCGCAUUUCUGGCCUGGUUUCAGAUAUGACUGUUUUGACAGAUUCUUUACAAACACUAGAAGAUAAAUUAGAUAAAGGUGAAAAAAAGACAGUAGAAAAUAUAGGUGACCUGCUUUCCAGCAGCAUUGACAGAAGUGCAAAACUGCAAAGCUUGGCAUCCAGUAAUGCAAGAAGAAUUGAGCAAAUUAAGACAGCCUUAUCAGAGUUAAGGAGUGAUUUUAACAAAAAUUCAGAUAGACUUUUGAAUCUCGAAAGUGACAGAGCAAAGGUGCUGAAGACAGUUACAUUUGCAAAUGACUUAAAACCCAAGAUGUAUAAUCUCAGGAAGAAUUUUGCCAUCUUGGAACCACUGGUAAAUGAUCUAACCCUGAGAAUAGGAAGAUUAGCUGAGGAUAUAGUACGACGGGAGAAAGCAGCUGCUUUACUGAAUGAAAAAUUGAUGAAUUUAACAAGAGGUCAAGCUGAGAUCAAGGAUAUGAAGGAUGAAAUAACCAAGAUUUCAGAUGUGAAUUGAUGGCUGUGGAAUGGCUCUGCCUGAGGAACAGCAGUGUUUGAGGCGCGUUAGCUCCGGCGCGCGCAGCAGGAGGAAGGAGGGCAGGAGUUAAAGGCUUCAUGCAGAUGCUACCACAGCCCGGCCAGAAACCUCUCCUCUCCCCGUGAAGAGCACAGCAAAACUCGCAGCAAUUUCAAGGAGCAGCAAUCAAGCAAAGAAUGUGUCUCUGUGCAGCUGUGAGUCUCUCUGAAGGAUGACUGGUGCUAUAUUUAAUAAAUUCCUUGUUUUGUACAACAAAACACUGUAAAAGCAUAAAUUCUUGUUCUUAACUAUAGAGUUUGCUUUCAGAAAUAAAGCAAGAGCCAAGAUG
Nothoprocta perdicaria is the source of this 1501-nucleotide messenger RNA. Its product is annotated as inhibitor of nuclear factor kappa-B kinase-interacting protein-like. Lineage: Eukaryota; Metazoa; Chordata; Aves; Tinamiformes; Tinamidae. The record is from RefSeq and is a predicted model, not a curated record. Bases 418 to 1152 code for a protein of 244 amino acids. The transcript has 2 exons.